Messenger RNA from Blepharisma stoltei, 1230 nucleotides. The record is from the annotation of a GenBank genome assembly. Lineage: Eukaryota; Ciliophora; Heterotrichea; Heterotrichida; Blepharismidae.
AUGAAAAAAUAUAUGGCACGAAAUGGUUUCACGCGUCCUUUUCACUCUCUGCAACUUCUCUCCUGAGUAAUCACCUUUCUUUUAGCAGGGACCUUUUAUACGCUCACUCUCCCUCCUCUUUAUCUCCAAAUGCAAAUUUUGGCAGGAAUUUCUUAUUCAAUAAUUUCAAUCUCAACAAUCUUUUUUGGCUUCAAAGUUACCUACACAGAUCCAACAGACCCAGCUGUGCACGCAGCCUUUAAUUCUCAAAUAUCAGGGUAAUAUUUAAACAGGAAUGAAAUGGACUUGUCCGAACUCACAAAACUUUGUAAAAUUUGUAAAGUCCACGUGCACAGCGACUCAAAGCACUGUAGAGAAUGCAAUAGGUGUGUAAAUAAUUUCGACCACCACUGCAAGUGGCUAAAUAACUGUAUAGGCAAGAUCAAUUACCGGCAUUUUAUCGGAACAAUUUUGAGUUUACAGGGUCAGAUGGGAGUUCAGGUUUUGAGCUCCGUUUAUUUAUUAAUUGCUAUAAGCAGUGGAUGAUCUGAAAAAGAAAAUGUGAAAGAUAUGUAUGGACUAGAUGAUGAAGGUAUAGAAGGGAUUUAUAUAUACCAUAUUAUUGUAACUAUUCUAAGUUCAUUGAUUUUUCUGGUCGUAGGGCACUUACUGGGGUUUCAUAUAUGGCUGAUGCUUAAUCAUAUGUCUACAUAUCAAUAUAUACUGUCUAGGAGAGCCAAAAAGGCACUUGUAACGAAUAUUUAGAAAUCAAAUAAAACAACUCCUGAGGCAAACCCGAAUGAGUCAAUACAAAGAUAUUAUGAGCCUUAUAUUCUAUCUAAAGAAGAAGAUGAAGAGCUCCCAUUCAGGGUUCUUUAAUACGAUGCCAUUUAAUAAAGGCUUUUUUUUAGUCUUCUGCCUUUUUGCACCUAUUUUUUAGACCAUUUUUUUGGUCCUAUUUUUUUUGGACUAUUAUUUUGGCCUUCUUUUUAGCCUAUUUUUUUGGCCUAUUUCAUAUGUUAAAAUAAUAGGUGAAAAAAUAGGCGGAACAGAAACAGGCGAAAAAAAAUAGUCGCUAUGAAUAGUCGUCGUGUGAAGGCACGCCCAUUCAGAUUGGAUAGAAGAACUCCGAAACUUAUAACUAAUGAUAAAAAGAAGAAUAUAAACAAAGAAAACUCACAAGACAACACUUUUUAUAACUCACAGCUUGAAGAAAUGAAGAAAGAAAAGCCUGAUAUGAAUCAGAGUUAA